AUGAAGUUAUUAUUAACUGCAUUGACAUUGUUGGUGAUCAGCAAUAGUGUUUAUUCAUUCAAAGUAAACAGGGAGUCCUCUUUGAUGAGAGGUCUCAGACACCGUAAUCCAGAUUUUGAAAAUCAAGUUGGUGUUUCAGAUUCACCACAACCACAAUCACAGUGGUUCGAUCAACAAGUAGAUCACUACGACCCAUUAAACACUGCAACUUUUAAGCAACAAUACUUUGUAAAUGAUACCUACUGGACCACUGGUGGUCCUGUUUUCUUAUUGCUAGGCGGCGAAGGACCAGCCUCAGUAACUAGUGUAACUGGACAUUUCGUUAUUAACACUUAUGCACAACAAUUUGGUGCUUUGAUUGUUUCAGUUGAACAUCGUUUCUACGGAAAAUCUUCUCCAUCUAAAACUUUGGCAACUGAAUAUUUGAAUUUAUUGACUACUCAACAAGCUUUGGCUGAUUUUGCCAACUUUAGACAAUUCAUUGCCGCCAAGUACAACGUACCAUCAACAACUAAAUGGGUUUCAUUCGGUGGUUCAUACAGUGGUUCUUUAUCUGCAUGGUUACGUCUCAAGUAUCCACAAUUGAUUGAUGCCGCCAUUGCUACAUCGGCACCAGUUCAACCACAAUUAGAUUUCCCAGAAUACUUUGAGGUAGUUGCUCGUUCAGUUGGACCAGCUUGCUCAGCUCGUAUCGCUGAAGUCACCAACUUGGUUACACAGAUGCUUCAGACCGAUCGUAAGACCGUCGAAAAGUUGUUCAACACAUGUGAUCCAAUCGUUUCUUCCGAUGAUGUCGCCACUUUCUUUGAGUCACUCUCUGACGGUAUCUCAGAGAUUGUCCAGUACAACAACGACAACAACAAAUACACAAUGUUCAACAUUUCUCAUAUGUGCUCAUUGUUGGACGGUGGUGAUCCCUUGCAAUCGUUUGUCAAUUUCAACAAUGAAUUCAAUCAAUUCAGUGGAAACAAAUGCACUCAAUCAUCGUACAAAUCGAUGAUCGCUCAGAUGAGAGAGACCGAAGUCAACGGAGAGAACGCUGCCGGUCGUCUCUGGACAUGGCAAACCUGUACCGAGUACGGUUACUUCCAAACAUCGGAAUCACCAAACCAACCAUUCUCCUCGUCGAUCACAUUGGAUUGGUUCCUCCAGCAAUGCGCCGACAUCUUUGGACCAAAGCCAGAUGGAAAGCCAUACCUUCCAGCGAUCGAAUGGAUCGAAACCGACUUUGGUGGACGUAACAUCCAAACAUCCAACACCAUCUUCCCCAACGGUCUCAUUGACCCAUGGCAUAUUCUCGGUGUUCUAAACGCUACCACCUCGUCCAUCUCCACCGCCAUCAUCCCAUUAGGUGCUCACUGCAGUGAUUUAUACCCACCAUUACCAACCGACAACGAAGCUCUUGUUCUUGCAAGACAAAUGGAAGUUAAUUUAAUUUCAUCCAUUUUACCAUAA
Heterostelium album PN500 is the source of this 1455-nucleotide messenger RNA. Its product is annotated as Putative serine protease. The transcript is spliced from 4 exons. The record is from RefSeq and is a predicted model, not a curated record. Gene Ontology annotation, biological process: proteolysis. The coding region runs from base 1 to 1455 and encodes 484 amino acids. Gene Ontology annotation, molecular function: serine-type exopeptidase activity; dipeptidyl-peptidase activity. Lineage: Eukaryota; Evosea; Eumycetozoa; Acytosteliales; Acytosteliaceae.